Molecule: messenger RNA, 3007 nt
Organism: Leguminivora glycinivorella
Lineage: Eukaryota; Metazoa; Arthropoda; Insecta; Lepidoptera; Tortricidae
Exons: 15
Coding region: 8-2686 (892 amino acids)
Biological process (GO): proteolysis
Molecular function (GO): metalloendopeptidase activity
Source: RefSeq, a predicted model, not a curated record
AUUCAAUAUGAAGCGUGGAGGCUUCACAAUUUUAGUUUUAUUUUAUUAUAUUUAUUUUGUAUUGUGUGACGUAGAUGAUGAUUUUACGCAAGAAGAAGUUGCGGAGUUGACGCCGCCUAACUUCGUGGCUUGGCCGAAUGGUUCCGUGCCGUUUUUCAUCAAUACUGAACAUUUUGACAACGAGCAGACGCUGAUCAUAAUGACGUCACUGUCCCUCAUCGCGUUCAAGACCUGUCUGAAGUUCGCGCCGGCCAUGGUGCCCCCCGCCGGGCACGAGCAUGUACUGACGUUUGAGAACCCGCGCGGGACCAGGAAGUGCGAGAUACAUCUGCAUGGUCACUCGAGAGAUGAGCCGCAUAUCGUGACUCUCGGCUACGACUGCCUCCGAGCCCCGUGGAUGGACCGCAUCGUCUUGAGAGCCCUAGGGCUUCCCUUCGAGCACAACCGGCAGUCCAGAGACAGCUACAUUGAUGUGCAGUACGAGAAUAUUGAACAACACGCCAUCCCGCUUUUCACGAAAGACAUUGCUCUGCCGGCGCCCCUCCGCGCUCUGCCUUAUGACAUCAACAGCGUCAUGCAUUUCGGGGACCGGGACUUUAGCAAGAAUGGACACAGGACUAUUAUAUUUAAGGAUCGGGACACGAAGCAAAAAUGGGACGGUCCGAGCGAACUAGACUUCCGCAAGAUAGAGAUCAUAUACGGCCCAGAGUGCAGGGAGAGAGACCGCCAAGAGAAGAUAGAGCUUUGCCACAUGUACCCUGGCAUCCCGCUUGUGAAAAGAAGGAAAAGAUCCGUCGAUCUAGAAACUACUAGAAGCUUAAGAGUUAAUCCUGACAUAACUCCACCACCAAGUUCUCCAACCGACGCACCUAACGAAACAGAUGAAAUUUUGAAAAACUUGGAUAUUGCAGAUGAUAUCCAAAAGAUAGUUGAUGAAGUUUUCAAGCUAUCUAACAAAGCUUUAAUUAAUACUAGAGCGAAACAUUGCAAUGUAUCUAAAGACCUCUUAAGAACAACAGAAAAACCUGUAGAUAUACAUGGAAUAAUUGAAAUUGUAGCAGAAUACGCUCAAAAUAUGGUAGAUCAAGCCACUAGAAACUUAACAGCAUUUUGUACUGAAUCAGAAUCUGUCGAAAAAUACCAGAGACAGCAAUGUCGAGGCUGCAACAGGCCUUAUUUUUCAACUAAAGUCAACAAACCUUUUCCAAGCACAAAACAUCGACCGUACAUCGUACAGUCUACCAGACAUGGCGGUGGUUUCAGCAAGCGUAUUUAUGACCCGCAGUUUCACUUGAGAGCGCAAAAUGACAAUGAAACAUCUCAAAAUGAGACUAAAGCUGAACCACAUGAUAGAAAGAAGAGACAAGCUUUGAGCCCAGCGUUGAAACGACAGAUACAGAGAUUAGAUUUAAAAGACGGAGAUACAAAGCGGUCCAAGCGCGAAGCUGCUGAAUCAAACAGGAAGGGUAAGAGGACGCGCAGACAAAAGACAGCGAUGGAAGGAAUCCCCCGGGCAAGAUACUCCGAGGAGGAGUCGGAUGAAAGUCGGGGCAGUGAGGAAUGGGGUAAGAAGAAGAAGAAACGACCAGCCGUAGAAGCGUCUGAUGAAAUCCAAGAAGUCAAAGCGAAAAAGUCUCCUAAGCCAAAAAUUAAGGAAAGAGAGCGCAAUAAACCCCUAAAGCAGAAGGCAAAGAAAAUCUCUGCUGAAGCAUUUGGAGAUUAUUCCUCAACGGGUGAGGAAAAUCAAGUGAACAGUGAUGAAAAUAAUGAAGAAAAGAGUGAGGAAAAGAGUGAGAAAAGAAAAGGUAAAAAGCAGAAGAAACGUUUAAAAAUGGCGCCAAGAGAGGAGCCCCAGGAACCUCAGGAACCCCAGGAACCUCAGGAACCCCAGGAACCCCAAGAACCCCAGGAAUCUAAAGAAACACCUGUGGAGGAGGAUGUCGUGAAGAAACCGAAAACUAAGAACAGGAACCCUAAAUCCGUGGAGUUAUCCAAGGAGAACGUAGAAUUCUAUAAGACACGCAAAUGGCCGCACGGCGUUGUCCCGUAUCUGAUUAACAAGACGUGCACCAAUUUCAACCUACAAAACCUUCGUUCUCGCCUCGACGAUGUGAACGCCAUCUUAUUGACAGAGACCUGCGUCAAAAUCAUAGAAAUUCGGGAGGGGGAGACUCCCAAGUAUGAGGACUACCUGGUGUUGGAUAACAGCCCUGAUUUCAUCACCGGCAGAGUCGGCGGAAGGCAGACAUUCGGCACUCCCGAAUUGCUGGAAGGCGGGCAACACCGCCAACACACCGCCAUGAUGGUGAUGGCCAUGCUAGGCUUCUAUUUCGAACUUUCCCGCCACGAUCGGGACGAGCAUGUGAAGGUGCACCAGAGGCAUAUAAGAGCAGAUAAACUGCACCACUUCGAGAAAAUAGGCGCAGACGCGACAUUCCCUCUGCCCUAUGACUAUGACAGCGCCACACAUCCCCCCUGGAUGUACUGGAGAAAACUGGGGAAAAAGGGUAUCUCCACCGUCGCUACUUUUAAGGAUAAGGACCCAGAUGGCAGUAUCAUGAAGUCACUAGGCCAACACAAGGAACUGUUAUCGGAGUCAGACCUUAUUAAAAUAAAUAGUGUAUAUGGCACUAAAUGUGUCGUAGAAGAUCCGAAUAUUAAUGAGCCUAAGAGUGAUUGGGACUAACAUUGAAAAUUGGAAAAUUUGAAGGUCCGUCCAGAUGGGACGACGAAACUAUGUGAUCAGAAUCAUCAAAAUAAAACAUGGUGUCAAUCUCUUCUAGCGUCUAAAGGACAACCAAAAGCUCAAAAUUUUAAAAACCGCACAUUCAGUGAUCCUACUAUAGAAUAUUAUUUUGAUAUCAAUUUCACUGGUUUGAUUGAUCGGACAUUCAAUCAGAUUCUAUGAAAUUUUGUUCCAUCUGGACUGACCAUUAAUUAAAAACUUUUUAGGUACUUUUUAGGCGACUUGAAAACAAUAGGUUCUUUAUAUGAAGUGUUUUGUUAA